UUCUGUAGGCGUUGCUGAUCCCGAGGACGGAGAGUUCCGGAUUGGAAUGGAAUACAGUUCUAGAAAGUCGGUCGUGGCAGCAAUUAGAAGUUACACUAUCGCUAGAGGAGUUGACUACGACGUGUAUGAGUCUAAGCCACAGACGUUCUAUGCAAAAUGCAAGAUGUAUGGGCGCGGGUGCGACUGGCUAAUCCGAGCCAGCUUGAUACGGAAAAAAGGUUGUUGGGAGAUACGCAGAUACAACGGUAGGCACACGUGCACGAUGGGAGUGAUUUCACAGGAUCAUUCCAAGUUGGACUCGGACACAGUUGCUGAGGCUAUAAGGCCAUUGGUCGAGACUGACCCGUCCAUAAAGGUGAAAACUAUAAUAGCCGAAGUCCAGUCAAGGUUCAACUAUACCAUCAGUUACCGAAAGGCUUGGUUGGCAAAGCAGAAAUCCAUAGCGAAAGUUUUCGGUGAUUGGGAAGAGAGUUACCAAGCCUUGCCGUGGUGGCUCUCGGUUAUAGUUCAGAAGAUGCCUGGGUCAGUUGUCCAGAUAGAAACACGCCCACUCUACAAUGGGAAUGAAGAGGCGCAAGGGGUAAAAAUACUUCAUCGCGUAUUUUGGAGUUUCAAUCCAUGCGUUAGGGCAUUCAGGCAUUGCAAGCCCCUAGUUCAGGUAGACGGAACACACCUAUAUGGAAAGUACAAAGGUACACUUCUGGUAGCUGUUGCACAAGAUGGGAACCAAAACAUUGUGCCUAUCGCUUUUGCCUUGGUGGAAGGGGAGACAGCUGAUGCGUGGCACUUCUUUCUAAGGAAUCUGCGAAUGCAUGUUGUUAGAAAAGAUGGUGUGGGUAUCAUCUCGGACCGGCAUGAGUCAAUUCGAGUAGCAGUAAAUCGUUCCGGAGGUGAUUGGCAACCUCCAAGAGCAUGGUGGAUGUUUUGUAUAAGGCACAUCGGCAGCAACUUCCUACGCGCAUUCAAAGUCCCUCACUUGCAGAAGCUUGUGGUCAAUAUUGGGUAUUCAAGAACGGUGGAGGAGUAUAACAUCAACUAUAAGAGGUUGGAAGAGCGAGGUGAGGCAUAUGCCAGGUGGUGCGAUGCCAUUGGGCUUAGACAUUGGGUAUUGGCAUUCGACGAGGGACAUCGUUGGGGCCAUAUGACGACGAACCUUGUCGAGUGCAUUAACUCAGUGUUGAAGGGUGCCCGUAAUCUACCUGUUCAACCGAUGAAUGUUCCACCUUUUAUACGUGAGUUGGAUCUCAAUGCCAUGCAUGCACCGAAAUUUUCCGGAAUAUGCAAACAUAGGUACAUGAUGACUGAAUAA
Arachis ipaensis is the source of this 1309-nucleotide messenger RNA. NCBI's taxonomy places the organism in Eukaryota, Viridiplantae, Streptophyta, Magnoliopsida, Fabales, Fabaceae. The record is from RefSeq and is a predicted model, not a curated record.